AUGGAGCGCGAGCGGGCGAAGCGGCUGCGAUAUAAUGAGAGAAGGAAGCGGCAACAGGGCGGAGAGGACGACGACGCUGCAACAAACGGUGAAGCGUGUACUGGAACAUCGUCCUCAAAUCCCAACACCAAGGCGAAGGCAGACACAGACACACCGGAGAGCGCAGACGCCGAAGCCUCCGACGGCGGCACCCGCGCCCCCAUAGGCGAGCAAUACCAGAUCAUUAACGGGGAGAUCGUUCUCGACCACCGCUCCCUGCAGGUUGACCGGCACGCGCGCGCGCGGGAGGAAGCCGGGCUACUGCUCGAGGUCGAAGAGAACGACUUCACGCAUCACACCACCACUGCGACCUACCUCCGCCGCAACCUAAAACCCCAGCAAUGGACCGACGAGGAGACCGAGCUCUUCUACCAAGCCCUCUCGGCGUUUGGCACCGACUUCGACACCAUCUGCCGCAUGUUCAAGGGCAAGACCCGGAAGCACAUCAAGCUCAAGUUCAACCGCGAGGAGCGCCUCAAUCCGGGGCGCAUCAACGCCGCGCUGGUCGGACAGAAGACGGUCAGCAUCGACAUGGAGCACUACCAGCGGGCCACGGGCCAGGAAUACGAGCCGGCCGAGGCCAUCUACGCCGAGCAGAAGCGGGCCGAGGAGGAGUUUGAGGCCAAGCAGAAGGAGCUCGAGGACCAGCAGGCGGAGGAGAUCAGGCGGAAGAAGGAAGAGGUGCUGGCCCAGCUGAGUAAUGCUACGGCCGAGGAAGGAGGCGGAGGGAAGAAGGGGAGGGGCAGGAAGAAGAAAGGGCCUGCUGUCGUGGGGCUUUGA
Messenger RNA from Chaetomium strumarium, 819 nucleotides. RefSeq lists its product as uncharacterized. NCBI's taxonomy places the organism in Eukaryota, Fungi, Ascomycota, Sordariomycetes, Sordariales, Chaetomiaceae. Gene Ontology annotation, cellular component: transcription factor TFIIIB complex. Bases 1 to 819 code for a protein of 272 amino acids. Gene Ontology annotation, molecular function: TFIIIC-class transcription factor complex binding. The transcript has a single exon. The record is from RefSeq and is a predicted model, not a curated record. Gene Ontology annotation, biological process: RNA polymerase III preinitiation complex assembly.